AUGUUUGUCUUCGACAUGAUCGAGAGUUAUAAAGUGAGUACCCAUAAAGAUCAAAUCACAUCUAAUCUUAAAGCAGUUAUCGAUGCUACACGCCAAUUCAAUGAUUACCAUAUGCAGAGUUUAGAACUUGAAAAAUCUGUUUCAGGAAAACUCGAAAAUAUGAUUAGUAAAGAAGCCCCAGAGUGCUCAGAACUCUAUGAUAGACUUAAACAAAUUCAUCAACAACUUCUUAAUCAAGAAGUAAAUUAUGUUAAACAACAACAGCGCUCAAUUGAAGAUAUUAACGAUAUUACAGAGAGAUUUCUUGUUGUUGUUAGACAAUCUCAAAAAUACGAAUCUGCAAUUACCAGCUACAAUCAAGCCGGAGAAAAUCUUGCUAAUUUUAUGACAAAAAUGCAAAUAGAAUUACAAAAAGAUCCAUCGAAACAAGAAAAGUUAGAAGUUACACUCGAAAAAUACAAAAAAGAAAAAGCAGAAGCACUUGAAAACUUAAAAUGCCAACUUCAAUUAUUUAUUGAAGAGAAAAGAAGAUUCAAUAGCUUCAGAGCUCGCAGAAUGUCUCAAGCCUAUACAUUAUAUGGUAAUGCUACAAAGACUUCUUCAGAAGAAAUUACUAAAUUAUCUUUUCAUCUCAAGGAAGAAGCUGAUAAGGUUAUGCUCCAAAUCACAGAGAGCGUAACAAAGCCGAAUCAGUAA
Messenger RNA from Trichomonas vaginalis G3, 696 nucleotides. RefSeq lists its product as uncharacterized. Lineage: Eukaryota; Parabasalia; Trichomonadida; Trichomonadidae. The record is from RefSeq and is a predicted model, not a curated record. The transcript has a single exon. The coding region runs from base 1 to 696 and encodes 231 amino acids.